Aedes aegypti (yellow fever mosquito) is the source of this 1603-nucleotide messenger RNA. Its product is annotated as zinc finger protein 675-like. Gene Ontology annotation, cellular component: nucleus. Gene Ontology annotation, biological process: regulation of DNA-templated transcription. The record is from RefSeq and is a predicted model, not a curated record. Gene Ontology annotation, molecular function: zinc ion binding; DNA-binding transcription factor activity, RNA polymerase II-specific; RNA polymerase II cis-regulatory region sequence-specific DNA binding. NCBI's taxonomy places the organism in Eukaryota, Metazoa, Arthropoda, Insecta, Diptera, Culicidae. The transcript has 4 exons. Bases 117 to 1511 code for a protein of 464 amino acids.
AGUGGCGGCAUAAUGCUUUUAUUUAUUUUUGAUUCGCAAUUGCAUAGCCCAGUGGCGAAUAAAUCCGGUUUUUUGUGAUAAAAAUAAAUUUAAAAUUCUCCAAAAUACAUUCCAACAUGGAGCAAGCCAUUUGUCGGGCAUGUGGCACGCAAUUGUCCUCAGACGUUAGCUGCGAAGCGCUUGAGAAAUACCUCGCAAUUUACUCACAGCUGACGGCAAUACAGUUGAAGGACGAGAUGGACCUGCGGGAAAUGAAAAUAUGCAUGCCCUGCGCGGACAAGCUGCAGGAUUUCGAUCAGUUCCGGAAACUGUGCCAGCAGGUUCACUGGAAGUUGCACAAUGUGAAAGUGAAAGAAGAGUUGGACAUUGAUCAGGUCAUGUUCCACGUCGAGACGGAACUGGCCGAUGGUCUGAAAUCAGAAUCGAGUGCAUCGUUUGGCGACGACGAAAAGUACGAUGAUUUUGAAGCCGAAGACGAGGAAGAGAUCGAUGACGAGGACAAUAAACCACUUACAGUGCUGUUUAAGAAAGAAAUGAAAGCUGAGGAGGAUGAGGAGUUUGCUGCGUCCCCUAAGACGAAGAAGAAGAAAAAGAAACGUGCCAAGUAUGGCAGUGCCAAAAACCAGAAACCAAAGUCUCCGAUUCCGAUCUACAGCUGCGACCGUUGCCCGAAGAAGUUUAGGGUCAUACUGAGAAUGGAAGCGCACAAGAGGACACACGACGGGUUGAAACCGUUCGAGUGUGAACUUUGCGGCAAGGACUUCUGGAAAUGGAACAACCUGAAAACGCAUCGAAUUCAGAAACACUCGAAUGAUAAAAUUUCGAUCCCGUGCGGAUUCGAGGGUUGUGAUCUAACGUUUGCCACCCGGCAGGGCCAGAAAAGGCACUACCUUAGAACGCACGAUCCCACCUACGUGAUACCGGAGCAGACGGCUUUCGUGUGCGACACGUGCGGGAAGACGUUCACCACCAAUGGGGCCCUGAAGAAGCACAAAUUCAUUCACGCGCCGAACGAAAUGCCCUUCGUGUGUGGAAUCUGCGCCAAGAAGUUCCCAACGUCGCACAAGCUGAAGGAGCAUACGAUGCGGCACCAGGGCAUCAGGAACCACACGUGUUCGUUCUGUGGGCUGCGGAAGACCACCAUGCAUGAGCUGAAGGCGCACAUCAAUACGGUGCACUCGAAGUCGAAGACGUACCCGUGCGACAUCUGUGCGUCUGAGUUCACCAAUAUCGGCAACCUCAACCGACACGUGCGGAUCGUUCACCUCGGCAUGAAACCUUACGUGUGCCACGUUUGUGAUCGAGCCUUCGGCAAGGGUGACCAUCUGAAGCGCCACAUGAAGAGCCACAAUCUGCCACCGUCGGCGGCCUUUCCUCCACCGAGAAUUCCCCGAUUCCCACCGGUCUACGCCGAUCCGGAGCAAGAAGGCUUGACUACUGUCGAGCCAGCAGUACUACAAUCGCCAGUCGACCAAAUCAAACCCGAAGCUUUCGCUUCCGCACAAUCCUAGAGUGGGGGAAGGCAAUCUUUCCGUGCUACAGUUGAUGAAAGUUUUCGAAAAAAUUGUACAGUAUAGGAAAAUAAAGUGUACUAAAGCAAUUA